Messenger RNA from Syzygium oleosum, 1227 nucleotides. Its product is annotated as protein LATERAL ORGAN BOUNDARIES-like. The record is from RefSeq and is a predicted model, not a curated record. The transcript has 2 exons. NCBI's taxonomy places the organism in Eukaryota, Viridiplantae, Streptophyta, Magnoliopsida, Myrtales, Myrtaceae. Bases 173 to 1069 code for a protein of 298 amino acids.
UUCCUCCAACACCCACAUCUCUCUGUUGAAUCAAUUUUGUCUCUAUCCGCUGCACUCUCUUCAGAGAGAGGGAGAGACAGAGGGAUCGCUCAGGCUGGAGGAGACCGUGUACCAGCUGGGGACAUUCAUUCUCUUUGACGGGGUUUCCUCACAUUGAGAGUGGACAAAUGUUAUGUCGUCGCUGAGUUCUCCGUGCGCGGCGUGCAAGUGCCAACGCCGGAAAUGCACCCCAGAAUGCGUGUUCGCGCCAUACUUCCCCGCGGACCAGCCCCAAAAGUUUGCCUACGUCCACGAGGUUUUCGGCGCGAGCAAUGUAGCCAAGCUCUUGAGCGAGCUCCACGUGUCGCAGCGAGAAGAUGCGGCAAACUCCCUUGCCUAUGAGGCCGAGGUCCGCCUCCGUGACCCCAUCUAUGGGUGUGUCGGACUGAUCUCUAUCCUCCAACACAAGCUCAACUUGCUGCAGAAGGAGCUCGGCAAUGCCAACAAAGAGCUCGCUUCCUACAUUGGACCCCACUCGAUGAUACCAACCAUAAUGCAACCUCCUGGGGCGACAUUCAUGGCCGGUAAUCCCUUGUCGUCCAUGAUGGCGCUGUACAACACGGCGCCGAGGAUCACGGCUAGGGGCGAGGGUGACACAUUGUGGCAUGGUGGAGGGUCGACAUUGGGAAAGCAACAACAGUUGUUUGAAGAGCAUCAACUUGCGGCUAUUGCAGCAGCGAGGGAGCAACAGGACAUGGGUAGGGUUCGUGAGCAGCAAGAAAUUAGGAGGCAUCAUGAUCAACAGCAACAACAUCAACAUGAAAUUAAGUAUGGUGCAAAUGGUUCUGACGGUGUUGGGAAAUUUGUUUCUGCAAUAGACUACAACACCGCUAAUAAUGUGAUUCCUCCAUCGCUGGCUUCGCCAUCACUAGCAUUGGGGAGUUUCGCUACUCCAUACCACAUUCAAGCUCAUCGUCUCUCAUCGCAGUCGGAACAAGCAUCAUGCAUCAAGAAACAUCAAGAGCAAGCUCAAGAGCAAAGAUCCGGUGGCGUGGAGCGCCGGUGUAAUGAUUUUAGCCUUUCCUGUUGAACGUUUUUACUUCAUUUCACUAAAUUCUAUCUUUGAUGCCUGAGAUUUUCGGGGGCGAUUUUUAAUAUUUAGGUGUGUGCCCUCUCUUUCUCUCAUUCAGAUAUUCGGUGAGUUAUUACAUUGGAAUUGGAAAUAUAUGUUGUUUUAAUAAUGUUAGA